GGUCAGAAGGAUCUCACUUGCUGCGCUCAGAGGACGGCCAGCAGACAGGCAGGCAGGCAGACAGACAGACAGACAGACGGCUCUCCAGCACAUCAGUGCGCGCAUGACAAGAGCAGAGGUUAUUCCAAUGGACAGAAUCUGGCAGAAUUCAUAAGAGAUAAACUGAAGGCCUUGGAUGAUACCUGUUCUUCGAUUGUAGUGCGUACUCUGCACUGUACACCAUGGCUUGUCUUCAAAGAGCUGAAGUAGCACUGCUGGGAUGUUUGUUGACGUUCCUGUACCUGAGUGUCUGCUUCUGCCAGCGUGACUGCACUGGUGUGGACUGUCCCCUGCUGGACAAAUGUAUAGAAGAAGUGCUGGAGAGUGGCACCUGUUGUGCUUCAUGCUUACAAAAAGGUUGCACAUGUGAGGGCUACCAAUACUAUGAUUGCGUCAGUGCUGGAUUCAAGAACGGCAAAGUGCCCGAGGGAGAUUCUUACUUUGUAGACUACGGCAGCACAGAGUGCUCCUGUCCUGCAGGUGGGGGGCGGAUCAGCUGCCACUUCAUCAGCUGUCCCGACAUGCCACCCAACUGCAUCGAGAUUUUAGAGCCUGCAGAUGGCUGCAUGCAGUGCGAACGUAUAGGGUGUGUCCAUGAUGGGCAAAAGUACGAGGCUGGACACUCCUUCCACAUUGAAACCUGCCGGGUCUGCCACUGCCCUAAUGAAGGCGGGGAGCUGAUGUGCUACCCUGUACCUGACUGUGAUUCGGAGAAAGUCCAUAAACCAAUGUUAGCUGUGCCCACAGUGGAGGACACAGUCAGCAGCCACUACAAGUUUGACCAUCAAGACCGUACGGAUCAGUUCUCAACACCAUACCACAUUCUACCAAAUGGUAACCUUCCUCUUUUCAAACCAUCAUCAUUUGAUAAGGAUGAAUCAGAUGACUAUGAUUAUGAUCCAACACCAGAGAGCUACCCUAAAACCCUGGCUUUCCCCACUCGGUCCCCUCCCUUCAGGAAGGUCACAUCUGUAUCUGGUGGCUCGGCCACACCUGGCAGAAACCCUGCCACUCUGAGUUUGGAAAGACAAAGCAAGUUUGAGCUGAGAGAGAGAUAUGGAGUUCAUGACCAUCCUGCAGACGAAGAGGAUGUGACAGAACCUCCCCGAACAGAACAACAAAGUACUGUCAGGUCACAUAUGCAUGAGGACACCACGACUUCUUGGCAGGCCUCUCAGGGUCUGACAAGUGCACAAAGAGUCUCAGUCAGUGAUCAAAGUCCACAGACAGACUUAGAGAAUCCAAUACAUGCACAAAGGAGUUUGGGUAGUGUCAUAUUUCCAUUAAAUCAAGGUUUAGAGAGUGAAAACCCCCCACACGAGAGUUCAGAGAGAGAGAGUCCAGUACAUAUUCAGAGAAGCUUACAGCAUAAGACACAUGACAAAAAUGCGCUGGAUAGUGUUUUACCCAGAGGUUCAAACGGUCAUAUCAAUGUUAGUCAUCCAGUCAGAAGCACAGAGAGUCCCAAAGUGUCACUCUCUCUUCACACACUGGAAAGUCCAGAGACCCCAGUCCUUUCCAGGUCAAGUUCAAAUGAUCACAUAGAAUUAGAGGGGACAGUCCAACCAGACAGUGAGGGAGGGGUGGACGCAGAGGAGAUGGAAGAGGAGGAGAAAGAAUUAGUAACUCUUCUGAGUGUCACUGAGCAGAAAAGCUACGUGGAGCCCGAAAACAUUGACCCAACCAGCAGCAACACAAAGACCACACCUGAGUUCAGCACCAUCUCCCCGAGGAGGCCAGAGGAGAACACAACACCCAUGGUCCAUUUUCUUAUGACCACCACUUCCCAGAUUCCAGUAAAGGCUGUUCUGGAUGAGGCUGAGCCCAGCAGAGAGCCACAUCUGUUUAACCUCCACAGUGAAGACAAAGAGGAGGUGAAAGAUGAAGUGAUGGAGGAGGAGAAGACACACCAGCCUGUUUCACCCAACCAACCUAAUGAAGGUCCAGGAGCCUCUGUUGAAGAGCUGCUGCAGAGCUGCUGUGCCGCUGGCCAGAAAUGGUUCAGUGAAAACAAUCACUGCAACCACAUGCCUCUGCUGACCGGUGACAGGAGUGACUCCAUGUGCAGUGUCGCACAAAACCAGUGCUGCCGCAGCUCACAGAAGGAGAGCCAGUGUGAAUUAGGAAUAACUUCAGCCAGAAGAGGAGACACAUGUGAGGUGGCUCAGGAGGAUGAGUGCGCACGUGACUCCUACCAGGUGUGCUGCAGCUGCUGUGCCCUUGGCUUAUGGAUGCGCGGUGAAGGAUGGGGCUGCGAUGCUCACCAGCACCUGGUCUACCCAUGCAGUCACGUCGCACUCACCUGCUGCGAGGAAGGCGAAGGUCCAAGUCAGGUGACACUGAAGAAAAAGCAACAACCCAGACCAUCUCCAAUGCCUAGAAAAGUCUCAGACAGCGAGUAUCCCAAGGAGGCCUUCUCCAUCAGUGCCACAGAUGAAGCUGCCAACGUGGUGGAGGAGCAGGAGGAUAUGGAUGAGUGUCAGCUGUAUGCAGGCCAGCUGUGCCAGCACAAAUGCAUCAACAUCUUGGGUUCAUACCGCUGUGAAUGCCACCGGGGCUACAUCCUGCAGCAAGAUCGACACUCCUGUGCACCAGUGAGUCCUGAUGAAGACAACAGAGUCAGAGAGGAGAGUCCAGCUGUGAUCCCAACACAAACCACCACCACCACUACAACCACCGCACACCCAGUCCGUCUCAACCCUUGUGCAGCAAAUGGUCCCUGCAGUCAGCAGUGUACAACAGUGGCAGGCCAGGCUCACUGCUCCUGCUUCCCUGGCUUCUCAUUGAUGACAGAUGGUCGCAUGUGUGAAGAUGUGGACGAGUGCGUGACCAACACCCACAGCUGUCGGCCCAGCGAGCGCUGCGUGAACACAGUGGGAUCGUUUGUAUGCGAGCUGCAGGUCACUUGUCCUACAGGCUUCCAGCUGAGUAAUAGUGUUUGUGAGGACGUUGACGAGUGUGUGCUGCAAGCCCAUAAGUGUGGUGUGGGCUCUGUGUGUGAGAACACCAUGGGCUCUUUCCUGUGUAUUCCCAAACAGAAGUGCAUCAGCGGCUUCACACAGGACUCUCAUGGAAACUGCAUUGACAUAAACGAGUGCAGCAGCCGGACUGAGCCGUGCAGCUCGGGCUUCAACUGCAUCAACACCGUGGGCUCCUUCACGUGCCAGAAGAAGAUCAUCAUGUGCAGCCAUGGAUACCACGCCAGCCCCGAUGGAGCCAAGUGUGUUGACACUGAUGAGUGUCAGAUGGGGACACACCGCUGUGGAACGGGCCAGAUCUGUCACAACCUCCCUGGCAGCUACCGCUGUGACUGUCAGACGGGCUACCAGUAUGAUGCUCUCCACAAAGUCUGCACCGACAUAAAUGAGUGCUGGCGUUACCCUGGCAGGCUGUGUGCCCAGACCUGUGAAAACACCCCAGGCUCCUACCACUGCUCAUGCACAGCUGGCUUCUCCCUUUCAUUUGAUGGCAAGAACUGUGAAGAUGUGAACGAAUGUGACAAACAUCCAUGUAGCCAGGAGUGCGCCAACAUCUACGGCUCUUAUCAGUGCUACUGUCGUCAAGGUUACCACCUGAAGGAGGAUGGACACACCUGUGAAGACAUUGAUGAGUGCUCUCAGAGCAUUGGGAACAUCUGUUCCUUCAAGUGUGUCAAUGUUGAAGGCAGCUAUCAGUGCUCCUGUCCUCCUCAUGGAUACACCAUGUCGGCCAAUGGACGCACCUGCAGAGAUAUUGAUGAAUGCACAACUGGUACCCACAACUGCUCAUAUGCACAGACCUGCUAUAACCUGCAGGGAGGCUUCAAAUGUCUCUCCUUUGACUGUCCUCACAAUUACAAGAAGGUGUCAGACACCCGCUGUGAGCGAACCAGCUGUCCCAGCAACUCCUUGGACUGCCAGAAAUCCCCUGUUCGGAUCACGUACUACCAGCUCAGCUUCCAGACCAACAUCAUCAUCCCAGCCCAGAUCUUCCGGAUCGGACCGUCGCCCGCUUACUCCGGGGACCACGUUGUCAUCAGCGUCACCAAGGGCAACGAGGAGGGCUACUUCAGCACCAGGAAGCUGAACAGCUUCAUGGGUGCCGUGUACCUGCAGAGACAAGUGCGCGAGCCCAGAGACUUCCUCAUAGAGGUGGAGAUGAAGCUGCUGAGGCAGGGAACGGUCACCUCAUUCAUCGCCAGGAUAUACGUCUUCAUCACAAGCAGCACCAUGUAACAGCAAAAUGAAAAGGAGACUAUUUCGUAUGGUGCCAACUUUUUUAUAUAUAUAUAUAUAUGUACAAACCCUUUGUGUAAUGCCUCCUCAUAUUCAAACCUUUUCAAGUAUCUUGUAAAACAAUUUUGUUUCUAUGCCACAGUGUUGUCAGUAUCUGCUUAUGCUCCACAUUCAUAUAGGCGGUGGAGAGGUGCUGCACUGAUUAAUCUGACUGAUUAAUCACGUAGUUGUUUGAUCCAUAAGAUGUCAUCAAUUGGUGGCGAGAAAUCUUCCCAAACCUCAAAAUGACGAUGUCCUCAAAUGAUUUGUUUUGACCACAUAACAAAGAUAAUCAGUUUAGUGUCACAGAGGAGCAAAGAAAGCAGAACAUGAAAGUGACAACACUCAAAACUGAUUAUUUGAUGAUCAAAGUAUGAUGACUUAAUUCCGUGACUAAUUCAUUAAUCAAUUCUGCUCUGCUCUGGUUGAAUCUCUGUGAUGAUAAUUCCAUAAAGUCUGCAGAUAUAUUAGUAAACAGUAUAAGCAGCACUACAAGUUAAGGGCACUUGUCAUGUUGAGGCCUGAAACUGACAAAAUGUAUUGAACUUUUAUUUCAGAAUUCUUUCCAGUUAAAAAAUUUGAAUCUAAAAGAAGUAAAUGUUAAUGAUCGUUUAUGUUUAUCUUACCAAAAAUGUUAUUUUUUCUUUUAUUUUGUGCUUGGUUUGUUUCAGUCUUUUGUUGUUGCUUUUUGUUUGUGUAUUAUUUGCCAAAAAUGUAUCGGACUUCCCUGAAAAAUAUAAUGUUUAUAAGAUAACGAAAAAAAUGUCCAUAUUGUUUAUGUCCAGGCUAUGAAUAACAACAAUAAUGUUUUUAAAAGUUCCACUUUACUUUGAAUUAAAUAAAAACUGUCACACUUUGUUUCACCAAAUAAUCCUAGAUUAAAAGUAGAGUGUAAAUCUCCAUUUUUACAUUCCAUUUUAAAGUAUUUAAAGUACCAACAGUAUUAGUUAUUGAUGUAAUCUGUUACAUUUUUGAUUUGUCUUGGGCCUCAGCGAUCUCCAUUUGUAGUGUGGUCACAAAAAUGAUCCUUAGGACAGAAUGUUUUGUUCAGCAUUUGGUGUAUAUUAUUAUUAUUAUUAUUAUUAUUAUUAUUAUUAUUAUUAUCACUAAGAUUAUUUUGGUUCUAUGAUGUGAUCUGAAGAAAUAGAAGUGCUGAAUGGUCAGUCCACAUCACACCAUAGAAGACAUUCAUGUAUGUUAUUUUCAGCACUGAGAACAUCGAUGUAGUGAUACUGAUGAUCAUUUUCAUUGUUACGUGUCAUAUUCUUUCCUUUAUUACUGGACAUGUUGUGUCUCUUUGUAUGUUACUGUGUUGUAAUUCUCUCAGGGUAAAGAUCAUGCAUCUUGUGUUUUUUCCAGACUAAUUCCUGUGUUGUAUGUAGGAAUAAACUCUGUUAUAACCUUUGA
Solea solea (common sole) is the source of this 5699-nucleotide messenger RNA. It is a transcript of the gene fbln2, whose product is annotated as fibulin 2. The transcript is spliced from 17 exons. Gene Ontology annotation, molecular function: calcium ion binding. The record is from RefSeq and is a predicted model, not a curated record. Gene Ontology annotation, cellular component: extracellular region. The coding region runs from base 222 to 4253 and encodes 1343 amino acids. NCBI's taxonomy places the organism in Eukaryota, Metazoa, Chordata, Actinopteri, Pleuronectiformes, Soleidae.